CCUCAAGACAUUAACCUCUCUCCCCCGUUUGCGGCGAGCUAGAGGCUCCAGACCGAGAGAGGAAGCUUUUCGGAUCAGGCUGCAGGGGAGAACACCAUGGUUCUGACUGUCUAUCUGAGCGCAGUUGUUCCUCGACUGAUUUUUGUGCUGCACACGGUGUUAGCGGUUUGGAGAGUGACUUUAGUGAAGAAUGAUCCCAUAUACUGGCUGCUGCUGCUUUCGAUCUUGUUGACACUAGUCGAGAUGGUCGUCACUCUAACCAUUCAGAAAGGGAAAGAUUACAGCGGAUUUUCUCCAGCACUGUUUUUUUAUCUGAUCAAUAUAAUACCUCCAGUGUGGAUGCUUGAACUGUAUCAGCUUGAUAAACGGAUACACAGUGAAGAAUGUAGGUCAAUGAACUCUUCUAUGAAGUGCACGCAUUUUGUCCAAUCAACUGAAGCACCAACUAUAAGGCUCAGGAAUUCCAGUAGCACUAUCAAUGUGGUCAUUGACUUUUUGAACAGCACACUUGACUGGACACUUGGCUUUCACCAGACGCUUAUGAUUCUGCUCAUUGUAGGGAAAUGGAUACUUCCGAUGGGAGCGGGUGUCAGACGAGACCAGUUGUCCCAGCUCCUCCUGACGUUUGUAGGAAUUGCGGCUGAUAUCUUAGAAUUUAAGAGUGAAACCCUGUCAGAGAAAGGGGUCAGAUGCCAUCCUGAAUUGGUGUAUGCAAUUCUGGCUCUUUGGACAUGGAGUAUGUUACAGUUCCCUUUGGACCUAACAGUGCUUCAGAAAACAGAGGAAUCACAUCCACAUGAGGACAAGCCAACAAAGAACGUGCACAAACACAGUGCAGACCUCUGGAAUAUUACCAUAAGUAUAUUUAUACAAGACGGACCCUUCUUCAUCUUCCGAUUAUUCUUGAUGUUCCAUAAAGGGAUUGUUCAUCAGAUGCUGCUGUUCUUCACAAUCAAGAAUGCGCUUGUGCUGACCUUACAGAUUUAUCGGUUGGCCCUGAUAUAUUUGGAAAUGCGGCAGUCAAAUGGGAGGCAACAACUGACACCCCCUGAGGACAAUGUUCCCACGUGCAACACCGAGAUGGGUGACAUCGCUGAGUAGCUGUCCCUCUUCUUGCAGAAGAGGAUUGGAAAGGGGGGACAUUCAAUUCGCUCCUCAACACUGUCCUGGGAGUAUCAGUGGAGAUUUUGUGCGCAGAUCUUUACAGUCAGCCUUGAACUCAGACUCUCCUGACUUCAGUUGGAAAUUUUGAUGUGUAUGGAUUAUUAUAUACAAUAUACCCGAUUUUUUUUAUCACAGAGUUAUACAGCAUGGAAACAGACCCUUCAGUCCAUGCCAACCAUAAUCCCAAACCGAAUUAGUGCCACCUACCUGCUCCUGGCCCAUAUGCCUCCAAACCUUUCCUAAUCAUGUAUGUAUCCAAAUGUCUUUUAAAUGUUGUAAUUAUAUCCGCAUUGACGACUUCCUCAGGAAGUUUAUUCCACCUGCAAACCACCCUCCUCUGUGUAAAGAAAUUACCCUCAUCCUUGUUUUAAAAUCUGUCUCCUCUCACCUUACAAAUGUGCCCCUUAGUCUUGAAAUUCCCCAUCCCAGGGAAAAGACAACUAGCAUUAACUCUAUCCUUAUGCCUCAUUAUUCUAUAAUCUUCUGUAAGGUAGGCUCUCAAUAUCUUACGCUCCAGUGAGAAAAGUCCCAGCCUAUCCAACCUUUCUUUAUAAAACCUUCCAUACCCAGCAACAUCCUGGUAAACCUCUCCUGAACUCUGUCCAGCUCAAUGAUAUCCUACCUAUAACUGAGCGACCAGAACUGGACAUGGUACUGCAGAAGAGGCUUCACCAAUGUCUUGUACAAUGUCAACAUGAUUUCCCAACUCCUAUACUCAAAGGACUGAGCAGUGAAGCUAAGCGUGCUAAACACCUUUUUAACCACACUGUGAUGCAAACUUCAACGAAACUUGAACCCCAAGAUCCCUCUGUUCAACACUGCCCAACACCCUACCAAAUUUAUCAUGAUAAAAUGUGCUCUGGAAUACCCCAUUCUGAAGAUUUUGAAUUAGAAUCAUUAUUUCUUUGUCGGGGUUCACAGAUUGUACGUGCGCGGUGAUCAGACAGGAAGCUCGGAAAAGAAAGACAAACUUGCGUAGUUGCUGAGCAAAAUAAAUGUUACAUUCUGUACUUGCUCACACUAUGCUACACCAAAGCAAUGAUUAGAUGGAAACAAUUCUAUCAUUGAAUAAUAGAACAUGCUGUAUAUUUUAUCAAUGUUGUGAAACACACAGUAUAUCUUCUGAGCCAAGACAGCAUGCAUUCUGAGGAGAACAAACAAAACUUUGAAGUGAUGCUUCAGUUUAUUUUUUGACAACAAAAGGAUACUAAAGAAACAGCAGUGGAGCUAGAAGUCCCAAUUGAGUCCCUUUCUUCCACGAGUGAGCUGCUGGUCUCAGGGACAAAAUCUGAAGGACAAUGACUCUUACUGGGAUUAAUUGGCUUUAUGGGAAUCCUGUGGUGUUAGAAUUACCUGAACAGUGGGGAGGGAAAUUCAUCCGGCCUGUUGACCCUGUUUUAUGCCAUGAAUUCUGCAAAAUCUAGACUUGAUAUUUCCUACUCCUCUGACUCUUUUGCUCAUAUAACCUGCCAUCACCACCAAUGCCCACCCUCACACCAACAUCUUGUUAUCUCCUGGGAAAAUAAAAGAAACAAAACAGAACCACAGUUAAUAGGUGAAAAAUGUACUCUGGAAAAUUCCUCACUGAUACUCACAGAGAAAUAAAACCAUCCAGGAGAUGACAAUCACAUCUGCCACUGUUCAAUCAGAUAGUGAGAAUUAAAAUUAUAUUCAGUUAACAGGUCAUCAGUAUUUUUGCUUUGUCACACUUAGCAUAUUGAACAGGAUCAUGCUCAAAGGUAAACAUGUUUGUUCAGUUCCUCUUGUGGUAUUGUUCACAUGCAAGUUAACAAAACUAAAUGUUCCUUGUGGAAUAUGGGUAUUACUGGCAAGGCUGGUAUUUGGUCACCCACACCUAGUUGCCCUAAAAAGUGGUGGCAAGGUUUCCGUUGAGCCACCAUGGUUCACAAUUGCAGUGGUUGGAAGCAACAGAGUGACCAGCAGCCAACCCAGAGGAGGUAAGGAUAGAGGGGUUCACAAAGCUUAUUAAAGCAGACCAUUAGCUUAAGGUGGAAUGUAGAAGGAAGGCCAAGAGCUGACUGGAAUGAUUAAGUCUGGAGGUCACAAAAUGUUACAUUUCUCGAUAAAAGAAAUGUCUUUCCUGAUAGUUAGAUAUUAUGGGAGCACAUAAUGACCACAGUUGGCUUCAUUUUCUGAUACCAACAGCAGUGAAUAUUGAGACAGACAAUUGCACAGAAAGUGUAAACUUCCAAUGAGUAGGGUGGAGCUGCCCAGCUAGCUCUAAGAAUGUCUCAGACACUGACCUCUCCGUCAGAGACUUGGGCCCGUUGUCCGACCAUUGUCCGAUACUUAGCUGAACACUUGAGCUUGUACAAUCCCAUUGUAAAUUUUUGUCAUAGUUCGCUAAACCCACUAAAAGCCUUUAAAAGCUGAGUAGAACACAGUGUUGUGACAGAGCUGUUACUCCUUGCUAUGGCUGUCUGUAGGUGGCAAUAUUGAGAGUUUUCUGGCAUAGGAAGACCCAGCUAAGAGGCCAGAUGUUUAUUUGGAAGUAUUAGCUUUUGGAGCGCUGCAUCUUCAUCAGGUAGCUGUGGAGCAGGAUCAUAAGAUACAGAAUUUAUAGCAAAAGAUCACAGAGUCAUGCAUGCAUGUCUGCUGAGUAGAGGCUGAUAGCCAAGUUCGUUGUCCAUGAGGAUGGCCGUAACCGGGACCUAGGGUUCAUGUCACACUACAGGUGACCCCACUACACUACACACACACACACGCACACAUGCACACUCUGACAUACUCAGACACUCAUGCCAACCCUCUCUCAUACAUGCGCUCCCUCUCAGAUACGCACAUGUACACCCCCCCCACUGAGAGGUGCACACACACACAAACUCACACUUACAUGCACACACUUACACUCUCUCCCACACACACAGUCUCUCUCUCCCUCCUCCCCUCAGAUGCACGCACACACACACACGUAUAAGUCUGUGGGGUGAAUUUGCAUUUGCAGAGUUGUAAUUGCAGAUACGUUCUAUUUUGUUCAAAAAGCUCACAAUCUGCAGGCAGUCAAUGCAAGCAGUCAAUCCAUGUAACAUUUUGUAAAUUCCUACUUUAGAGAUAGAACCAGUCUGACUCAAGAUGGGGAUACAGACAGAUUCUAACCUCACACCUUGAAUGCCUUGUCUGAGCCUUUUUUUAAAAUAAAACCUUAAGUUAUCUCAAGAAUGUGAUUUAUGUUCUGGGGUUUACACAUUAAUGAAUUGAAAUUUGCAACCCAUUCUAAAAGACUUAACAGCAAUCGAGGUUUGUUCAAUAUAUCGUAUCAGUUGCAUGUAUGACACUGUGAUCGUUUGCUAUAAAUUCUGUGCUUUAUGAUCCUGCCCCACAGCCAACUGAUGAAGGAGUAGCAAUCUGAAAGCUAGUAUUUCAAAUAAAUCUGUUGGACUAUAACCUGGUGUUGUGUGAUUUUUAACUAGGACACCAGAAACAGAGCUGCUGCAUCCUUCACGGUCCACGGUAUGACCCCAGUAUUGUUGCAUGUGCUGCCACCUGUAUUUUGUAAGUGUGCGGGACUUCAGUGGCCCAUGUACUGGAGAGUAGCCAAUCUUUGAUCAAAUGAGAAGAAUCUAGUGGCAUAAACAAGAUAUAGUUUAUUGCAUUUCUGCAACUGUUUACAGAUUAUCAGAUUAUGUUUGAUAUUACAUCAAAGACUUUAGGCCUGUUUCCCAUGACAUCCUACUUCCCCAAGAGGUCCUCAUGAUAUUGUCACAGUGGUUGGUGCUUGUUAUCUGCAAUAAAGUAUUAACCCUUUCAAUCCCUUCUAAACAUAUAUACAAUGCUGACCAAUAGACCUAACCUAGGGAUGGCACUGCGUUUUAUAUGUCUUCAUUAUUGGUCAUUAUCUUUACAACUAUAUGAAAUUUUCUGAACGACAUCAUUGUAUGUGGCCUCACAGUGCAAGUAUGUUUGCUAUCCUGAAAAUAUGCUUAUUGUCAGUCCUCAAAACAAGUUCUUUUUCCUCACUAUUGCUUUAUACCAAAUUCAACUAGAUUUGCCCAUUUGGUUUUGCUUCUGCUCUGUUCCUAAUGAGCUACUUAAGGACCUGUCCCCAACUUCUCAUUGGCUUCAAAUCAUGUUCCCAACAUGUAGAACCUCACAGUGGAGAAGACAGUGUGAACGGUAAAGUAUUCGCUGCUGUUCCACGAUGAACAAGAGAAGAUUUGUGAGACUAAAUUCCUCAAAACAUUUCAGUCUCUAAAAACUGACAGUGUCUUGAAAUUGUGCAGUUCUAUGUCUUGAUCAAUAUUUUUGCUUCCUUGUUAUUUUCGGUCUUAGUGCUGUCCCAUACUAAUUGCUUUGAUGCUUCACACAGAUAACUACAGCCAAAGGCUCAUUGUGUUGUGGUUAUGUAACUGGACUGAUAAUUUACUGCUCUGUGAGUACAAAUCCUGCUGUGGUCGUUUGCGAAUUUCAAUCGUAUUAAAAUAAGAAUAACAACGAAGCUGUUGCAUUGUUCAAGGACCAGCUUAUCACUAAAGGAAAUAAACUUAACCUUGCAACUUGCAGCACAUACCAAGGUUCUCUUGUGUAGCCAUAAUUUUUUAUGCAGCAAAUAUGGCAGUCAGUAUGUCCACAGCAAGAUCCCACAAAGAGAAAUGUAAUACGAAUGAAGUCAUCUGUUUUUGUGAUGUUUUGAUGAAUAUUGGCAAAAACAUUGGGAGAACAUAGUGCUUUGAAAGACCUAUUAAGACCCACAUGCCUACGCCUUCCACAUAAUCUUGCCAAUGUUUUCUAUUAUUUCUCCAGUUCCCCUUUGAGAGUUACUAUUGAGGCUUAUUUCACCACCCUUUUCAGUAAUCCUUUCUGAGUCAUCAUACGUUUCAGUGUAACAACAUUUCGCUUAAUUUUCCCAUGAGUUAGCCAACCUGCUGCCUAUGGAAAUAGUUCCUCUUUCCAUACUGUUAUUGAAACACUUCAAAAUUUUUGAACAGCACCCUUAAUCUUAAAAAGAAUUUUCUCUAAUCCUUCAUCACUGAUAAUCAUCUUCGCUCCAGGAUAUCACUGCAGGAGUUCCACAAGACAGCAUCCUAUUGUAUAUAUUAUCGAUUUGAAUAUGGAAGUAGGGGCAUAAUCGAGAAGUUUGUAGAUGGCACAGAAAGUUGGCCACAUGGUUGAUGGUGAGAAGGACAGCUGUAGACGGCAGGACUGUAUCAAUGGAUUAAUCACAUGGGAAGAAAAAUGGCAGAUGGAUGAGGAGGUUAAACAAGGCAAAGAAUCACACAAAUAAUGGGAGGUGCAAUGGAAGUGAGGGACCUUGGAAUUCAUCUUCACAGGCCCCUGAAGGUAGUACAAUAGGUCAGCACAGUGGCUCAGUUGUUAGCACUGCUGCCUCACAGCACCAAGGACUCGGGUUCGAUUCCACCUCGGGUGACUGUCUAUGUGGAGUCGGCACAUAGUCACCGUGUCUGCAUGGGUUUCCUUCCAGGUGCUCCAGUUUCGUCCCACAGUCCAAAGAGGUGCACGUUAGGUGGAUUGGCCAUACUAAAUUGCCCAUAGUGUUCAGGGAUAUGCAUGCUAGGUGUGUUAGCCGUGGGAAAUGCACGGUGACAGAGGAUGGGUUGGGUCUGGGUGAGAUGUUCUUUGGAGAGAGGUGUGGACUCAAUGGGCCGAAUGGUUUGCUUCCAUACUGUAGGGAUUCUAGGUGAAGAAGGCAUUUGGAAUGUUUCCCUUUAUUGGCUGAAGUAUAGAGUAUAAGAACAGCAUGAUGCUGGAACUGGAUAAAUUAUUAGUUAAGCCACAACUUGAGUACAAUUUGUGUGAAUUUCUAGUCACCUCCUUACAGGAAGGAUGUAUGAUUCUGCUCGGCAGGGGACAAAGGAGGGAACAAGCUGGCACUGGGAAAUGCAGCUCUGAGAAAAGACUGGAUAGACGAAAGCUGUUCUUAAUGGGACGCAGGAAGCUGAGAGGAGAUUGGAUGAGUUGCCCAACAUUGUAAGCCCCUGGAUAGGGUGGAUCAGAUGGGAUUAUUUAACAUAGCAGAAAGGUCUGCAACACAAUUUUCAAAGAUCUACAUACCUGAACCCCUAAGUCUCUCUGGAUGACAACACUACCCAGGGCCCUAUCAUUAACUGUAUAAGUCCUGCCCUUGUUUAUUUUACCAAAAUGUAAUACCUCACAGUUAUCCAGACUAAACUCUAUGUGUCGCUGCUCAGUCUAUUGGCCCAACUGAUCAAGGUCUCUUUGUAAUCUUGAUCUCACUCUUCAUUAUUGACUCUACCAGAGUCAAAAAUUGUGGCACUGGACUGGAAAAGCACAGCCGGUCAGGCAGCAUCUGAGGAGCAGGACAGUCGACGUUUCUAUGCUCGAAACGUUGACUCUCCUGUUUCUCGGAUACUGCCUGACCUGCUGUGCUUUUCCAGCGCCACCCUUUUUGACUCUGAUCUCUAGUAUCUGCAGACCUCACUUUCUCCCCAUUAUUGAUUCUACCACCAACUUUGGUGUCAUCCACAAACUUACUAACCAUUCCUCCUAAAUUCUCUUCCAAAUUGUUUAUUUAAAUGACAAACAACAGCGGACCCAGUACCGAUCCCUGCAGCACAUCGCUGGUUACAGGACUCCAGUCUGAAAAACAAUCUGCAACCAUCACCCUCUGCCUCCUACCAUCAAGCCAACUCUGUAUCCAAUCAGCAAGCUCUCCCUGAAUCUCAUGUGAUCUCACUUUACUAACCAGUCCACCAUGUGGAACCUUGUCAAGAGUCUAUCCCUCUGUCCUCAUCAAUGUUUUUGGUUGUGUACUCAGUCAAGUUUGUGAGACAUAGUUUUCCAUGGACAAAGCCAUGCUGACUAUCCCUAAUCAGUCCUUGCUUCUCCAAAUGCAUGUAAAUUCUAUCUCUUAGAAUUCCCUCCAAAAACUUACUCAGCACUGAUGUCAGCCUCACUGGUCUAUAGUUCCCAGUCUUUCUUAAAUAAAAGCCAUCCUCCAAUCCUCCAGCAGCUCACCUGUAGUUAUAGAUGAUACAGAUACCUCUGCUACGACCCUGCAAUUUCUUCCCUAACUUCCCACCAUGUCCUGGGAUAUACUUGAUACUGAUCAGGUCCCAGAGAUUUAUCCACGUUAUGAUUCUUAAUAGCUCCAGCAUCACCUCUUAUAUAAUGUGGGCUGUUUUUAAGACAUCAAUAUUUACUUGCCUGAGUUCUCUAGUCUCUAUGUCUUUAUCCACAGUAAACACUGACACGAGAUAUUUGUUUUAUACCUCUCCCAUCUCCUGUGAUUCAACACAUCAUUGAUCUUUUAAGAGGCUCUACUCUCUCCCUCUUGCUCUUUUGUUCUUAAUGUACUAGUAGAAUCUCUGAACUAUUCUUAACCUUAUCUGCCCAGGCUAUCUCAUAUCCCCUAUUAGAACAUAGAACAUAGAAAGAUACAGCGCAGUACAGGCCUUCGGCAGAUUUCCCUCCUGAAGCUCCUACAUCCCUCAUACUCUUCAAGAGAUUCACUUUGUCACAAAGGUGGUCUCUUCUAAAAGCUCAAAUAUAUUCUGUCCCUGAUUUUUUCAGAGGGGUAAUAAAGCAGGCCGGGCUCCAAUUAAUCUGGUUUGGUAUAGAGAUUAAAGGGUAUUGCGAGGCCUUUUUGUUUAUGUAUAAACAGAUAAGACUUCAGGCUAAAGUGGUCAUGUUUUAGAAUUAACCUGUAUAAUGAAAGGGGAAUGGCCAGCUCUCUAGCUGAGCGGUUUCGGUCAGUCCAGAACUGGUUGGGAGUUCAACAGUGAGCUGUGUGGAAACUCUCUCUUCUGCCCUUCUAACGUCAACCUGUAAGCAUCUGGCCCUUUUUUGUGCUGUGUUUUAAAGGAGGUUUGCUAUUUGGGACUAUUGUGUGUAUUCGGAACAGCUUACUUAAGUCUAGUUUGAAUAGCCUGAGUUCUGUAGGUGUCCUUUAUUCUGUUCUUCAUGUUUCAUUGUGUAAUUUUGUGAAUACAGUUUUUGUCUGUUUUACACCUGGUAAUCAAUCUUGCUAACUUAAUCUGGGCAAUUUUCACUAUACACUUACCAAAACAAAUUGCAAAGUUAUGGUCUGGGCUGCCUGCUUAAGAAUGUUUUGAGAGGUCUGGCCUAGUCCAUAACAACGUGAUCCUGGUUGUCUAUAUCUAAUUAUGCCCCCUUUUUAUUUUUGACCAGAAGCUCAAUACCUUUAUCCAUUGUUCCUUACACUUACCAGCGUUAUCUUUCAGUCUAACAGGAACAUAUUGCCUCUGAACUCUCGUUAUCUCACUUUUGAAAGUCUCCCACUUGCUGGUCGUCCCUUUAGCUGCAAACAGAUUACCCAAAUCAGCUUUCGAAAGUUCCUCUCUCAUGCUGCCAAAAUUUGCUUUACUUCAAUUAAGAACUUUAAGUUUUCUCCAAGGCUAGGCUUUUCCACAACUAUUUUAAAACUUAUAGAAUUAUGAUUGCUAGUCCAAUGGUGCUCCCCCAUUAACGCUUCAGUCACUUGUCCUGCCUUACUUCCCGGGAGAAAGUCAAGAACUCACAUCUUGUUGCCCCAAAACCUUUCGAUCAUCUAUAAAGUACAAGUCAUGGGUUUGGUGGAAUACUCUACACUUGUCUGGAUGGGUAGAUCUCCAAUAUCACUCAAGGUCAGAGCAGCCCACUGAAUUAGCUCCCCAUCUCCAUCACCAAUACACAGUGGCCACAGUAUGUACCAUUUACAAGAUACACUGCAGCAAAGCUCCUUCGAUUGUACCCUUCAAACACAUCAUCUCUACUUGAAGAGUGCCAAUGGGCAGCAGGUGCAUAUGACCACAAUCAUCUACAAGCUCCAGUGUCAAAUGUUAUUCUGAUCUGAAACUGUGUUGAUGCCAUUUCUUCAGUGUAGGUGGACUCCCUUCCCAACAGCACUGUGAAUGUACACAGUGGACAGCAAUGAUUCCAGAAGGGGGCCUUCUCUAGAGCAACUAGAAUGGGCAAUAAACACUGGCAUUACUAACAUAUCCCAAGAAUGAAUAAUUAAAAAAUAAUAAAUCUCCUUUGCACUCUCUCCAAGGCCUUGAUAUAUUUAAUAAGAGGUGAUCUUAUUGAGAAAUAUAAGAUUCCUGGCAGACUUGAGAGGAUAGGUAUGGAAAGGUUCUUUCCCCAUGUGGGAGAGUGUAGGACCAGAGGGCAUAAUCUCUGAAAAAAGGGUUACACAUUUAAGACAGAGGUGAGGAAGAAUUUCUUCUCUCAGAGGGCAGUGAAUUCAUGAAAUUCUUUAUCACAGAGGGGCUGCCGAAGUUGGGCUCUUAAGUAUAUUCAAGGCUGAGACAGCCAGGUUUUUUAUCAGUAAGGGAAUCAAGUGGUAUGGAAAAAGUAGAGAAUUGGACUUGAGGAUGAUCAAAUCAGCUAUGAUCACAAUGAAUAGCGGAACGGACUCAAUGGGCUACUUCUGCUCUGGCAACUUAACAUCUUAUCGAGUUUAACAUCUUAUGUUUACUAAUGUGCCUGCACAGAAUUGAAUUCAGUUUUCCAAUUAGUGCCUUACCAGUGAUAUGUAAAGACUUACUAUAACAGCUUUGCUUUUAUACCUUACAUUUCUAUUUAAAGGCCAGAAUUUUAUCUGCGUUUUGAUAGUUUUCUUAGUUGGUCCUCCCGACUUCAAAGACAUUUGUACGUAAACUCCCAGGCUGUGCUGUUGCUACUGAAAAAUGUAUCAUUUAGGUUAUCUUUCUCUCAUCGUUCUUUCAACCAAAUGCACCUCUUCACAUCUCACUGCAUUAAAUUUUACCUGCUAAAGCGUCUGCCAAUUUCAUCAAUCUGUUGAUGACCUCCUGAUGUCUGUUCCCUACAUUUCCACAUAUUAUGUCAUCUGUAAAUUUUGCAAUUACUUUCUGUGUGUAUCCCAAUGCAGGCUGUCAAUGUACAUCAAAAAGAGCAGAGUUCACCAAGAAAGAACAUGGAACUCAUCGUUUCUCUCCAAACUGUAAAUAAGCAUUCACUGCAAUUUCUGUUUUUAGACAAUUUCAUAUUCAUGCUGCAAUUGCUCCUAUAAUACUUCAAUAUUGCGAAUCUAUCUGUUAUUUCAUAAAUCUCUUUUGAAAGCCCAUUUGAAACAUACAUCAUCAAUCACGCUACCUUUGCUAACCAUCUUAGCUUUUUCAUUAAAGAAAUUAAAUCAAUUUAGAAACGCAACUUGAUUUUAUAGAUCCAUCAUUGCUUGCCUCAGCAAUAUAGGACAUAUCUCACUAACUUCUAGUUGCAAGAUACCGCUCUUCCAAGUAUCUCCUCUUCAUUUAGUUUUACCCUUCAUUUUCUAUACAAUGUUUUUUUUUGUGUGACAUUGGCAGCACUCUCCUGCGCAAUUCUCCUGUGUAAUCUCUCUCUUUUGGAAAUGAGCAGGGGUGGAUCCUGCGAGAGGGACUGCGCUGGAUGGUCUUUGAAUUGUCAUAAUGUUUGUAAGCUGUACCAUGCUUGGAUAAUUGCAACUGUAUGUUUAAAAAUCCUUGAAUCUGUGCCACAAAGGAACAGAAUGUUUUUUUCAUGUUUAUCUUCACUUCUGUUGUUAAUAAACUUUUAUUUUGUUUUAUUGUUAAAA
Molecule: messenger RNA, 11677 nt
Organism: Hemiscyllium ocellatum (epaulette shark)
Lineage: Eukaryota; Metazoa; Chordata; Chondrichthyes; Orectolobiformes; Hemiscylliidae
Gene: tmem26b
Product: transmembrane protein 26b
Exons: 6
Coding region: 97-1101 (334 amino acids)
Source: RefSeq, a predicted model, not a curated record